GCAUCGGCCCAUGAAUCGUCCUAGAGAGAUAAGAUACCGACCUAUUAUAUAAUAGAGUCUACUCCUAGUAUACCUUAGGUCAUUUCUAGACUUCAGAGAAGAAUCAGUUGUACAUUGUACUUGAGCGAGAAAACAUGAAGGUCGUACUUUUCCUCCUGUGUCUGCUCCCUUACGUGUUUACUGCCCCAUCUGAGGUUGACAAGAGAUGGCUCGUCAAUGUCAACCAUGUAGUUGACCAGCUUAAACACCUCGUCACCCCCGACAUGGAACAAAGUGCCUGUGAAACACUCUGCAAAAGCGUCGUUGCUGGCAUCGGUAGCCUCGUUUGCGGCACUGCUUGUUCAACACUCAUUUCAUCUCUGAAUGGUUGAAUAAAAUAAAUGAAAAAAAUG
This is a messenger RNA of Saccostrea cuccullata (small rock oyster), 392 nucleotides long. RefSeq lists its product as uncharacterized. The transcript has 4 exons. The record is from RefSeq and is a predicted model, not a curated record. NCBI's taxonomy places the organism in Eukaryota, Metazoa, Mollusca, Bivalvia, Ostreida, Ostreidae. Bases 135 to 371 code for a protein of 78 amino acids.